Messenger RNA from Coccinella septempunctata (seven-spotted ladybird), 2550 nucleotides. RefSeq names its product cardioacceleratory peptide receptor (gene Ccapr2). The record is from RefSeq and is a predicted model, not a curated record. The coding region runs from base 395 to 1786 and encodes 463 amino acids. Gene Ontology annotation, biological process: G protein-coupled receptor signaling pathway. The transcript has 9 exons. Gene Ontology annotation, cellular component: membrane. Gene Ontology annotation, molecular function: vasopressin receptor activity. Lineage: Eukaryota; Metazoa; Arthropoda; Insecta; Coleoptera; Coccinellidae.
AGGCAGUAUUCCACAGUCCACCUUCUUCGCGGUGCUCAUCAAAGACGUCCCGACGCGGUACAUUGGCCGCGACGCGCAAAUUUUGCGGUAAAAGUGGACGAUUUUCCAUCAUCGUACCAUGUUUCCCACGCACUUUGGGGGGUAACGAGUGUUUUUUAGUUGUGCUAAAUACAGCAACUUCCCGGCGUAAAAGUGGGGUGCUUUUGCGUCGAAGUUUCUAACUUUUUCUGCACGUUGAAUCGACGCUCGGAUAUUGUGGGAUACAUGUAGGGGCAGGGAAUUUUUCCAUGAGCAGCCAGAAGGAAUGUUAACGAACGAUGUUACGACCGAAAAGAUGUCUCCAAGACUCCAACAGGAUCGAGUGAAGGUGACAAUUAGGCAUAAUUAGGGGAUAAUGAGUGGGACUGUUAUGGAUCCAGGUUCUAGCGGACCAUAUCUGGACUUCCUCCUGAAAGAGAAUGCCACAGUAAUGACAACCGCCGUUGUUCUUCCUACCGUCCAUACGCCUAUCCGGAGUGUCCUGGAGAACGUCCUGGCUAACAAUAACACCAACAGUUCAACGACCACAGCUACUCAAUCGAAUCUGAACUCGUUUUACUUCUACAAGGCUGAGCAAUUCGCCGUCCUUUGGGUGCUUUUCACGAUGAUUGUUGUUGGAAACUCAGCAGUGUUAGUAGCUCUAGUCGUGAGCAAAACAAGAAAAUCAAGGAUGAACUUUUUCAUCAGACAACUAGCCAUUGCUGACCUGGCAGUUGGCUUGAUAAAUGUAUCGGUAGAUAUUGCAUGGCGAAUCACGAUAGCGUGGUACGCAGGCAACAUCCUGUGUAAAUUGAUCCGUUUCCUUCAAGCAGUCGUCACAUACUCGUCCACCUACGUACUAGUGGCCCUUUCAAUAGAUAGAUACGAUGCCAUCACGCACCCUAUGAACUUCUCCGGUAGCUGGAAAAGAGCAAAGGUCCUAGUACUUCUGGCUUGGGUUUUGAGUAUGAUCUUCUCCAUACCAGCACUAUUCUUAUUCGAAGAAAAACCAAUUGAAGAUAUUCCCCAAUGCUGGAUAGAUUUGAACCCCACUCAAUGGAAAAUCUACAUGACAUCGGUGGCAAUUUUACUAUUUGUGAUACCAGCUUUAAUCAUCAGCACUUGUUACGCCAUAAUCGUAUGGACUAUAUGGUCUAAAAGCAAACUUUUGAUUCCUGUUGGUCAUGUUCCCAUAAGACAAAAUGAACGCAGACAUCCACGUCAAUAUAGAGAUGACCAAGAAUCAAGACGAGCAAGCUCAAGAGGACUGAUACCUAGGGCCAAAAUAAAAACAGUAAAAAUGACUUUUGUCAUUGUUUUCGUAUUUGUUUUAUGUUGGAGUCCGUAUAUAGUAUUCGAUCUUCUUCAAGUUUAUGGUUACAUUCCAAAGACACAACAUAAUAUAGCUGUUGCAACGUUUAUUCAGAGUCUAGCACCAUUGAACUCAGCAGCGAAUCCUGUAAUAUAUUGUCUUUUCUCAACACAUCUUUGUAGAAAUCUGAGAUGCUGUUCAUUAUUAAAACAAUUAAAAUUGGAUCCAUGUAGAAAGUAUCCACCUGUAAACUGGAUCGCGAACUGUAUCUCCCUGUGUUUUCCUGGAGUCCGUCAGGGACACUGCCUCGGCUACAGGAAUGGAGACUCAAAUGGGACCGUCACUACAACCAUAACCCAGCCCAGUAGAAGAUCUGGCUCUGCUGCUUCCUUGAGACACACUAUACGAUUGCAACCAACGCUCAAUACACAAAAAGUGACCAUGUCUGUAGUCUAGUCGUAAUAUUUUUUAUAUGAAAACAAUGAAAUACAUCGAUAUCUAGCUCUUUGUUAAUGAAAUAAAGCUGUGUUGGCAGGCAGGUGUAGUUCCAUAGAAACACUCCUGGCUAAAAGUCACCAAAGUUAUAUCCAUUAGAUUUUUGCAAAAAUAUUUGGUAUUGUCUAAAAUAUCCUUUGAAUCAGUUCAUUUUGUUAUAAGAUGUAUUUCAGUGUUAGCGAAGGUUUUUUCCAUUUCGUCAAAAAUUCAUGAAAUAAUUAUUAAUGAAUUUAGUUUCUGCAUAUAAGCAUAUAUUGGGGAUGGAAAUUACCUUCAUGAUCCUUCAUUUCACUUCAAAUCCUCAAGUAAUUUUACGUCAUCAAGAAAUUGUAAUGUCCAUAUUACAUAGUACAGGGUAUUGAAAUUUUGAUAGGCUAGGUACCUAUCUAUUUUUGUUCUUGAUAAACAUAGCUCAUACAUUUGUAACAUUCUAUUUAUUUAUGGAGUAGCUCGGACCCAUCAACAUUUUACUGACAUACUUUGUGAUAAUUAAAUUAUUCGUGUGGACAAAUAAUUUUAAUACCUAUUUAUAGACUGGAGAGAAAUUAUUUAUUGAUGAAGAUGUAGAGUAUUUCCAGAUGUGGAAUUUCUCAUAAAUUUUUUUGUAUACUCGAAUAUGUGAAAUGUAUGUAUUGAAAGUGUAUUUAAUGAAGUGGAUUUGUUUACUUCAAUCCAAUUUGUUUUAUUUACUUAUUGAAAAUAAAGAAGUCAUGCACAGCCUGAAA